Messenger RNA from Alternaria arborescens, 447 nucleotides. RefSeq lists its product as hypothetical. The coding region runs from base 1 to 447 and encodes 148 amino acids. The transcript is spliced from 2 exons. The record is from RefSeq and is a predicted model, not a curated record. NCBI's taxonomy places the organism in Eukaryota, Fungi, Ascomycota, Dothideomycetes, Pleosporales, Pleosporaceae.
AUGUCGCAGAACGAGACGAAUGAAGCUAUACGAAAACGAUGGGAAACCAUGAAGCGCAAGGAGAAGAAGAUGAUACGACUCUGCGACGAUAUCCAGGUCAAGACUCUGGCCUACUACGAUAACGGCAAACACCUGGAUGACGAGCGUGCCUUCCUCGAGACGUGUGGACGGCAGGUUGACAAGCUCAAGAAAAUUACCACUGUUCGCAAGAAGCUCCAAGAGCAGCUGGGUAUCGCUCCCACGGAAGAUGGAUACUUUGCUUAUGGAAAAGUCGCUGACACGCACCGUGGUGAUGGCGCGCAGAAGUACGUGAACUUUGUGCUCCUCGAUCACGAGCUCGACUCGACAACCAGCGUUCGACACUACAUAGCAGAAAACAUGGGAGGAUCUUCGCUGCUUACGAAUGAGGAGUGGCGGCCGCAGGUGUGGUCCGCAAGGUCUGACUGA